AUGGCAUUAUUACACAAGUUAUGUCACAGAGCACUUUCUUCGAAUUUAAGGACGUAUUCUGUGAAAGCACCUCUACAGAAGCCUCCUAAAAUAUUAAUCACUGGUGGUCUCGGCCAACUCGGCGUGGAAUGCGCAAAAUACUUACGUCAAAAAUACGGACAAGAGAACGUCAUACUGUCGGACAUUAUAAAACCGUCAUUGGAGGUCGCGAACGACGGCCCAUACAUUUUCGCCGACAUCUUAGACUUCAAGGGCCUCCAGAAAAUUGUCGUUGACCAUAGAGUGGACUGGUUAAUUCAUUUCUCGGCGCUCCUUAGCGCUAUCGGCGAGCAAAAUGUACCGUUAGCUGUAAGGGUUAAUAUUGAGGGUAUGCAUAAUGUAAUUGAACUGGCCAAGCAGUACAAAUUGAGGAUCUUCGUGCCGAGUACAAUCGGUGCGUUCGGUCCGGACUCACCGAGGAAUCCCACGCCAAAUAUCACAAUUCAACGACCUAGGACUAUUUAUGGUGUAUCCAAAGUGCACGCUGAGCUGUUAGGAGAGUACUAUUACUAUAAGUUUGGUCUGGACUUCCGCUGUCUUAGAUUUCCUGGUGUGAUCUCCAGCGAUCCACCUGGUGGAGGAACAACAGAUUAUGCGAUAGCUAUAUUCCACGACGUUUUGCGCAAAGGACGUUACCAAUGCUACCUGAAGCCAGACACCAGGCUACCAAUGAUGCACGUGCGAGAUGCCCUCAGAGCUCUCUCUGAGUACUUGGAGGCGCCGAACGAAAUGCUCAACCGACGCGUCUACAAUGUGACCUCUAUGAGUUUUACGCCAGAAGAACUCGCCGAUAAACUAGUUAAACACAUUCCCGACUUUAAUAUCACGUAUAUGCCAGAUAGUAGGCAAGAGAUAGCUGAUUCUUGGCCUCAAGUAUUCGACGACAGUGAAGCACGAAGAGACUGGAAAUGGAAUCCCACGAUAGAUCUGGAUAAUCUGGUUAGCCUCAUGGUAAAGGAGGUGAAGGAAAAAAUUGCCACCAACGGCUACUGA
Leptosia nina is the source of this 1032-nucleotide messenger RNA. Lineage: Eukaryota; Metazoa; Arthropoda; Insecta; Lepidoptera; Pieridae. The record is from the annotation of a GenBank genome assembly.